UUCCUGUUGAAAGAAAAAGCAAAUAACAAUUUCUUCAUUUUCAACUUCUGAGAACAACAAAUAUUUGAAAUAUAAUUAGAGGAAACAAAAAUUUUUUUCUUAAUAAAAUAAGAAAGAGGGACAGUAAUAAGAAAUGUUUUCUUGGAAAAAGAAAAAUUUCAACAUAAAGAGUUAUUUGUCGGGGGAAAAUUGAUAACUUUCUUUUCUAUUUGGUGCAGAUGUACAAUUUUUAGAGCAAUAACUAGUUCGUUCAACUCCCUUUUGUAUGCUGUGUACAAUCAAGUGCAACCUGUUAGUAAAGUGAAUGAGGUUCACAGCUGCGAUGCCAAGCACACAAGAUUCGAUAAGUAGAAAAAGAUACGAAUAGUCAGACGAACUGUUGAAUAGAAAGAAAGAUUCUUCAUCUUAAAGUCGAAAAUUUCGUUUUUUUUUAAUUAUAAAUAGAAUACAUUCACGAAAAUUAUAAUUAAAAAUUAUUAUUGGUAAAAAUUUAUGAUAAUAAUAUUAUUAUUAUUUUUAAAUCCACGCUAUAGAUGGACAAGUAGAACGAAGUAUUUAUGGUCAGACACACUGUCGCCAGCUAACAACUUUAAUGGAAGACUCACUAUCAAGACUGAAUCGUAUAAUUUUAUAUUCGUGUAAAAAGAACAUUCAUAUCAAGGAAUGAAAUAAAACAUAUCCUCGUACCAUAAUCUCACACCACUGCAAGAAACUAUCUAAAGAAGAAGGAAAUAAGAAAGAAAUCAAUUUUUUUCGAUAGAAAAAAAAGAGGGAGAAAGAGAGUAAAAAGUUGAAAAAAGAAAGAAAAAGGAAGAAAAGGAAAAAAAACUUUAGGAUAAAAAUUGUCUUUCGUGAUAGGAAAAUAUAUUUUCCACAGUUGAUAAAAAUAUUUACAGUUUGGGUGAUAAGUUAUAGUUUUUUUAGUGCUAUCAAGUGCAGGGUUGUAUGAUAAUGCAGCUUUGUGUGAUAAUCAAAGGAUUUUAUUUGAAAGCAAGAGGAUAUUAAGUGAUAACAAAGGGAUCUUAUCUAAAAACAAGAGGAUCUUAUCUGAAAACAAGAGGAUUUUAAGCGUUAAAAAAAGUUUUAAAAAAUCUUAUUUGAAUACAAGAGGAUUUAAUUUGAAAACAAGAUCUUGAAUGAUAACCAAAGAAUCGUAUUCGAAAACAAGAAAUUCUUGAACGAUAACCAAAGGAUCUUAUUUAAGAACAAGAGAAUCUUGAAGGAUACCAAAAGGAUCUUAAAUUAUAGCAAAGGCAUCUUAGAUUAUAGCAAAAGGAUCUUGAAAUAUAGGAACAAGAUCUUAAAUUAUGGCAAAAAGAUCUUUUUUGAAAAUAAGAGGAUCUUGAAUAAUAGCAAAAAGAUAGUAUUUGAAAACAACUGAACCUUAUUUGAAAUCAAGAGGAUUUUAUUUGAAAACAAGAGGAUCUUAUUUAAAAACAAGAAGAUCUUAUUCAAAAACAAUAGGAUCUUAUUUGAAAACAAUCGGAGCUUGAGUGACAACAAAAGGAUCUUACAUGAUAACAAAAGUUUCUUUUUUAAAAACAAGAGGAUCUUGAGUGAAAAACAAAGCGUCUUUCAUGCUAACAAAAGAAUUUUUUACGAUAACAAAAGAGUUUAUUCAGUAACAAAAGGGUCUUAAGAUAACAAAAGAAUUUUAUACGACAACAAAAUUUUAUACGCUAGCAAAAGGAUUUUACACGUUAAAUAAAUCCCUACAUGAAAGUAAAUGACACUAUCAGAUAAUAUCCAAACUGAUAAUAAAUCUUGCAAGGAAACGAUGAGGAGAAAAUGAAGUCAACGAAUCAGAUUAUUUACAGUCGAAAACUUUUUUUCAAAAAAAAAAAAAUGAUCUACGUCUCUUUUGAUUGUCCUCAACAUUGAAGCAAUUUAUCUUAAAAGAGAGGGGAGAGAAGAAAAAAAAAGUAAUUUUACGAUUAAAAUAUGCCGAUGAUGAUUCUUGGUGUGGUUUGAAGUUUCUAUUUCACGCCUGUCGAGUUUUCGAUCAUGUCUCAACAGAGAAGAGGUUCCAUGCAUGGAGGAAACUCCGUCACGAACCACGGAAGCAGCAAUAACCUGCACAUCACCUCUCACGAGAUUCAAAAUCAUGGAAUACCUUUGCCAGGAAUGGUGCCUACUCGUUCAAUACUUGGAAAUUCAGUUCUUGGGAAUCCCAUUCAUGGAUUCGUUAAUCCAUUGGGUCCAAUGGGCCCAAGUCAUUCACCACCAACACAUUCGAGUGGAAUGAUUGGAAUCUCUCAUCAUCCCUCGAGUAUGUAUCAAGGGUACGAAAAAGUUCCUCCAGGCUCUCCUUAUUCUGGGCACGGUUCUCCGUUAAGAAGUCUCGUGAGUUCCAGUCACGGAACUUCGCUAGAGACUUCCUCGCCACAACUGGUUAGGCAUCGUCAAGACUCGGAAAACACUAUUGGAAUUUCAGCGAGACGAAGCUCAGACGUGGCUUCGUCACUUCUAGAAAGUCAAUCAUUGCUUUCAGCCGAGCGCGUACUACGACGAUUGGAAUACGGUCCUCAACAGGGUAUGUUCAAAACAAUUUCUCUUUCUCUCUUCCUCGAAUAAGAAAAAUAACCGGAAAUCCUGGAGGGUUGA
Molecule: messenger RNA, 2604 nt
Organism: Leptopilina heterotoma
Lineage: Eukaryota; Metazoa; Arthropoda; Insecta; Hymenoptera; Figitidae
Exons: 2
Coding region: 2005-2574 (189 amino acids)
Source: RefSeq, a predicted model, not a curated record